Peniophora sp. CBMAI 1063 is the source of this 1344-nucleotide messenger RNA. Lineage: Eukaryota; Fungi; Basidiomycota; Agaricomycetes; Russulales; Peniophoraceae. The record is from the annotation of a GenBank genome assembly.
AUGGAAUCAGUCCCUGAGAAGCUUCUUGACCUCGCCGCGCGCUUCGACAUGGGCGUCAGCCGACCUCUCGUCUGGCGUCGUAAGCAGCUGCAAGGCCUAUACGAUAUCAUACAGACGGAGUCGUCCGUUCUCACGGAUGCCGUACUACGAGACACUCAGUGCUCAAAGGUCGACCUCCUCGUUGAAAUGAAUGCGGUUCUAGUCUGUAUUCAGCAGUGCAUCGACAAAGUAUCUCGCGAGGCCAAGGAGGGGCAAAAGACGAAGAGUGGCGAAACACAUAACCCAGUUGGCGUCGUUCUUAUUUCACCAGACCAUACCUCGUUCUUGGCUUCUUCUAUGAUUCCUAUGGCCCUGGCUUUUGCUGCUGGCAAUGUCGUUGCCCUCACUUCCCGGGCACGCCCCGUCGACGAUGUCAUGAAGUUAUCUCUCAGCAGCUACCUUGACCAGAUGGGCUAUGCUAUACUUGAUGUGCCGAAGCGCUCAGCGGGCUCCCCUCUCGACGACAUCAUCGCUAGUCCUUCUGUCAGCGUACUCGCCACCCAUGGUGGUGAACCCAUCUCAGUCUCCGGCACCCUUCAGCCAUCUACGACGCCAAGUGCAGUCUACGUGAACAACAGCGCCUUUGGUCUUCGUUGGAAGGACACGCCGUUUAAGACCCGUAGGCAAGUUGCGCAGAGUAUCGCGCGUCUCGUCGUGAGAGGAGUUCUUAUCCUUGGAGGACGCGUGGCGCAUACGCCUCGUCUCGUUCUCGUCGACGACGAGGUGUCGGACGAGUUCAUCAACGCACUGUCUGACGUUUCCAGCGAGCUUGCUCGCGGCAAUGGGAGGCUGUCGAUCGUCGAAGUUGAUCUUGCGUCCUCGGCACCGCAUGUCUUCAAAGAUGGUCCGGCCGUCUAUGUGGCGAAAGUUCCUUCACCCGAUGCGGCACUUGACCGCCUUCAGACUCUCUCGCGCUUAUCUGUCGCCUAUAUCUUCUCCCGAGAGCCGUUCACCUCUUACAUCACAAGCAACAUCGAGAGCGACGUGACGUUGGUCAAUGACAUCCCUACUUCCUUCCUCGUGAAUCCGUACUCUGCUGACAUGUCCGCGCUUGAGUCCAUGCUCGCGCGGCCUCAGAAGAUUAGCUGCUUCUCCGCGCCCGCGUCUGCGGCGCCCGUGAUACCAUCCGAAUCAGAGCUCUUGUCGAGCAUCAAAGCAUCCCAGAUCGAGCGGCUCGAUGAGGGUUCCGGUAUCAGCACUGACUUUUUCGGUCACGUCAAGAUGGUCUUCAACGCAGUCAAGUAUACGACGUACGCCGGGAUUGUUUUGACGGGCUAUAUGAUGUACAAUCGCUACCAGAAGUAG